UUCUUGUUGCCAUUCAGAUUUCAUGAAAAAAGGUUUCUUUAUGGGUCUACCAGCAUGCCUUAAUCAUAUUGGGGUUUCAAAGAUUGUUUUAUUACCCACAUCAUCCAGCUUUAUCAUAGAGGAGGAAAGAAAGUUUCGUUUAUGGGCCUAUAGAAAUGUUGCAUUUUCACAAUGAUUUGUGUAGUGGUUUAUAUAUCUAAUUUCACCUGACAGAAACUUUUACAAUACAGUUGCAUAUAGAAUUGAUUUCCAAGCAUUUGAUCCAACAAUUAGCCAUGAGAGGAACAAGAAGAGGACAUGGUGGACAUGCCGGAAUGACACAAACUCGCAUACGCGCUAGUGAUGGGUGCACAUGGAGUGGUCCAACACCUCAGUCGCAACCGUGUAGGUGGACACGAAUGGUUGAGCAAAACUCAUCAUCGGACGACUCAACACAGCCCCCGGAUAUGGUUUUGGGUACUGAGUUUCCUGAAAUUAGCAAUGAUCCAAAUACAAGGCCUGAGAACAAUGGGAGAGUACCAAUGCGGAGGUGUCAUGGACCAGCUGGGUGCAUUGAGUUUAUGAAGCUUCGUAAGCAUGGUCUCAUUCCUUUGAAGAUUAAUGAUGGUGAGAGGGCACCAUCAUGUGAGAAUGCACUGUUCUUUACAACAAGGGUAACAUGGAUUAUCAAGCAUCAUGCAACCAUGGCUCAAAAUACUUGGGAUGCUGUAGAUACACAAGAAAAAGAGGAGUUGAUCAAUCGUGUUUGGGCUGAUUUCAUUCUAGAUUGGAGCAAAAGGAAUCAUCGCGAGAUGGUCGAGAAGAACCUUGGAAAGAAGUUCAAUGACUUUCACUACCAGCUUCAUAAAAUAUACAUGGGUUGUGCAACCCACGAUGAGGCAUUACUAAAACCAACCUCGUUGGUGGAACCAGAUGUAUGGAAAAAGUUAUGUGGGAGAUGGGGUAGCAACGAAUUCAAGGGUCCGAGCUCAUCAAACUUGGUAAACUUCUAUAAAGAAACUAGAUGGUCAAAGAAGAAAGGGGCAUUUGUCACUCCCAUGACAGAAACACUCUAUAAUAAUAUGAUUGAGAAGUUAGAUGAGAUGGAGCUUGAGGAGCACACAGAUGAGGCUGCAAAUAUUAUAUUCCGAGAUGUGCUAGGACACAGAUCUGGUUAUGCAAGAGGACUUGGUGGUUCAGUUAUACCCGAGCCUAGACCAUCAUCUAUGUCGGCACAAUUUGAGCACCUAGCCCAAGAAAAUGAGAAACACAAAAAUGAGGCAAUAAUGUACGAGACUGAAUUGGAUGACUUGAAAAGGGAAGUACGACAAUUAUUGGUUUGGCAACAAUCGUAUGACCAGAGGAUGAACCUAUUCGAAUGUGAUUUAGAAAGAGUGUCUAAUAGAGACACUCCAGGAAAUGUUUAGCUAGAUGGCCUUCUAAACUAGGAUUUUUUGAUAUUUUGCUCCAUUUGCUGGCUGGCACAUAUUUUAUUUAAUAGUUGUCUAGAUUUUUGGGUGCAGGAUUUUACUGUUAGUUGUACUUGCUGGAUGUUCCUUGGUGGAAUUAUAUAAUGUCCUGGGCAACAAAAUUUUGGUGGGAUUACUCUGUUAAAGGUUAUGAGAAAACAUUGUAAGUAUGCUUUAAAACCCCUAGAAACUGCAUGUAUUGUCUUCAAUGGCUAAGAGAGUUGCUGAUGCAUAUUCUAUAAGAUUAGUUAUGAUGCUAGUGAUAUUAAAACCUUGAAACUUGAGAGAUGUAUACCAGGUACAAAGAAAUGUUUGGUAAUUUUUCUGUAAUAGACUAUAGGUACAGAUUUAUGUUGAAUAUACAUGUAAAGAUUCAAAUAUUUUAUCAUAUGCUAUCAUUUGCAUAACUCGGGUACUAUUGGAAUUUAGAAGCCUUUGCAUUAUAUUGGGAGAUUUGUAUAAUCAGGUCUAACAAUGUUUCUUCACAACAAUAGGUCAUUGGGUCACUCUUUGUGAGUAUUUAGGUAAACUUAAAAAUAGCCUUGUCUAUUUCAUGAGAUUUAUGGUGGGGUCAACUUGGUUUUGUUUUAAUUGAAGUAAGGUUUGGUUUGUCGUUAUUGGGAUUUUGUAAACAAUGUUGCAUACAUUUUUUUUAACCAAUUCCAUAUAAUAUUUUAGUAUAUUAUAUGGAAAUCAGUCCUUGCAUGCAUACAUAGUUAUAAUCUGGCUGGUGAAAACUAACUGCAUAGCACUGUUUUCAAUAUUUGGUGGGGUGGAAGAAACAAAAAUGGCAUAUAAGAUAUCCUUUGCUGGAAUUUUGGGCUUAGGUGGUAAUUUCCACCAUUCAUUCCCCUGUUUUUUGCAUGGCUAUAUACUUGCAUAUUUUUAAGCCUCAAAUGUAGUGCAUAUGAUAUAGUACUUGAAUAUCAUAUCAUAGGAAAGAUAUUUGGACAGGUUUGCAAAUUUGUGCGUUAGGUGUGUGCCAUAUGAUAUGUAGUUUUAAGUCACAUAUAUAGGGCUGAAAAUUGUAUCCACCCUAUCGAUGGUUUGAGUUGUGACUAUUGUUAAAUCAAAUACAUG
Juglans regia (Persian walnut) is the source of this 2528-nucleotide messenger RNA. RefSeq lists its product as uncharacterized. The record is from RefSeq and is a predicted model, not a curated record. The transcript has 5 exons. Lineage: Eukaryota; Viridiplantae; Streptophyta; Magnoliopsida; Fagales; Juglandaceae. The coding region runs from base 276 to 1406 and encodes 376 amino acids.